AUGCAACAACACUUUAGCAAUUUAGCAAAAGCACAAACACCUUGUAUGCAACAAAAAUCAGCAAAUCAGCACAAACAUUGUUCAAACUCCUUUUCAAACACCUUGUUAAGAAAAUCAGGAAAAUCAACAAAUCAACAAAUUCCAAACCUUAGAAGUUUUGACGAAGAAUGGCCGAGGCAAGGCGAGACGAGUCUGAGGCGAGCUGAAGCGAAACGAGUCCGAGGCAAGGCGGGGCGAGGCCGAGACGAGCUGAAGCGAGGCAAGGCAUCAACAACACAAGAUGGCAAGAGGAAAGCAAAGCGGAAGGAAAUAGCUUUGGCAAAGGAAGCUAAGCAAAAGGAAAGGGAAGCAAAGAAGAAGGAAAAGGAAGAAAAGCAGAAAGCUAAGCAAAAGGAAAGGGAAGCAAAGAAGAAGGAAAAGGAAGAAAAGCAGAAGCAAAGAGCUUUGGCAAAGGAAGCAAAGCAGAAGGAAAAGGAAGAAAAGCAGAAGCAAAUAGCUUUGGCAAAGAAAGCAAAGCAGGAGGAAAAAGCUUUGGCAAAGUAUGAGAAGAUGAUGAAAGAUAUAGAAAGGUUAAAUGCAAUAGCAAGGAAUUGGAGAUGGGGCAUGGGCUGUACAGUAAAGGGAAACAAAGUGAUAGAAAAAAAAUAA
Cicer arietinum (chickpea) is the source of this 648-nucleotide messenger RNA. The record is from RefSeq and is a predicted model, not a curated record. Lineage: Eukaryota; Viridiplantae; Streptophyta; Magnoliopsida; Fabales; Fabaceae.